UUGCCCUACGCGUCAAAAUGAAUGUGGACACGCUUUUUGUGCUGCUUUUUGUUAUUAUCAUGGUUUUCGCGAUUGACAAUCAGGCAGUUGCGGCAAAGAGAGGGAGAAAUAAAUCUUCAGAAAAUAGGAGGAAUGCGAUUGUGCAGUGCUGUGGAGGAAGUUCGUGCAUAAAUACUGCAACAAAAUCAAAGGCUAACACUACAAUCUCUACAAGUUCAAAAUCAGAAACAGAAAUUACAAAGUUAACAACAGAGACUGACACUGAGUCUUUGCCAUCCGAUGAGCCUACGACAGAUGAAACUACUUCUGCUGAAAUUACCACUUCUCCAGAAUCUUCAACUAGCACAUCCACAAGCACCACCACAACAACCACAACCACGACGACAACAACAACAACUACAACAACAACAAAACCGCCAACCAAAGAGGAGCUUAUUCUUGGAACUUGUGAAAAUACUUUCGCGCAAGACCUGAAGUUAUUUAACACUGAUGGGACCCUUAAAGACCCGGAGAAGUAUGGAUUUUGGGUGCAAUCUUGCGGCCAGCAAUUUGUUUUUGGAAAAUCAAUUGCCACUUGGAGAGAAAAUUUCAUACGAUGCUACCAAAUCGGAAUGGAGCCCCUGGUUUUUGAAAACGCCACAAAAUUAGAAUGCUUUUCGAAUUUGGUUACCAAGUGGAAAUACAGUUCAAGUUACUGGACCUCCGGUUUAAGGGUGAACGAAAGCGAAUUUUCUUGGUGCACAAAGAACGGGUCAUUCGCGGUGGAUAGAACGAAACUGCCCUGGGCAACAGGUCAGCCUCAAAAUGCAAACAACUCUGAAAACUGCCUGCACCUCAACGUGACAAAAUCAACUGCAACUUUCACAUUCUCGGACAGAAUGUGCACCGACCCGCAAAUAUUUGCAUGCCAGGGCCCAACGACUCCAGCGCCGUCAUGCUCAAUGCCUUCGUGUCCUAACGUCACCUGCACAAAAAAUCCUCUACUUUAUACUACGGCAGGAAGCAUGGUGUUUUUGACAUCACCAAAUGAUUACGGCAAUUGGUUCACUUACAACGGACGGACGUAUCUUUUCAGCCCACCAAACAAAACCGACACUUAUAUUGGUGCAAUGCAAGCGUGUUGCGGAAUAGGAAUGACUCUGCUGAGUUUGGAGUACGAUUAUAAAUACAAAUCUGUUAUCGCAGCAAUCAAAGAUAAUUCCAAUUUGAGUGAUUAUUACUGGACGUCCGGCAGCGACCGGGGCUGCGAGUCGAAUUUUGGUUAUUGCACGGCAAAAAGAAUUUUGCGCCAAGAAGCAAUUUGGGCUUCAGGUCAACCAGACAACGCAGACGGAAACGAGAGCGCGGUUGUUGUUUUCAUUAAUCAGAACAACGCUCAAUUAUACGAUUUUAACGAGGAUUCGAAAUUCAGAUACAUUUGCGAGGCUCGGGACACUUCAAAGUCAAAGUCAGGAGGCACUGCAGUUAGGGAUGAGUGUGCAGCCAUUUACAAUGUCAACCAAACUGAAAUUGAUGACUUAUUAAAUCCAAAUACCAAAAAAGAUAUGAGGAUAAAGUGCUUUGCUAGAUGCUUGGGGGAGAAUUCUGGAUUGAUGGUGAAUGGAAAAUUUUUGGAGAACGAAGUUAUGGCGAUUCUGGAGAAAAUGUCUGGUGGGAAUUUGGAUGAGCUUCAGAAAAGCAUGGGUAUCAUGGACGAAUGCGGAAAUUCCUCAAGCGCUGUUGGUAUGGACGAGUGCGACAAAGCGGCACAAAUGAUGAAAUGCAGCAGCGAAAAAGCACCUGAGCUUGUAAACGGCAUAAUCACGGCCAUGGACCAAGCAAUGCCAAUGGAAAAGGCUCCCCUUCCGCCAGUAGGAGACUGUUCAGAUGCAGUAUGCAAAGAUCCUCCAAAUUUAUUCCUGGCUCAAGAAAUUGCUAGUUGCACAGGAAACUGUACAACCACGAAUGGCUUCGUUCGGACAAUGUGCGGCAAAAAGUACUAUCAUCACAACGCAGUGAAUAAUUACACGACUAGUUAUCAAACCUGCUGUCAGUACGGAAUGAAGCUUAAUUCACUUGAAUCGGUCGAAGAAAUAAAUUGCCUCGCUGGAAUAGGCACGCCAAUGGCAGGCGCUUGGUCAGAAGUUGCGUUGAGCAGAAUCAACAGCACCACCCCCCGAUGGUGCACUUCGAACGUCACAUUUUCUUUCAAUGGAUUUGCAUCUGUAAAUAGCGACACGCGUUACGAAUUUAACGUUUACGCCGUCACGUUAAGUACCAAAACACUCUGCAUGACUUAUGUUCAAAAUAUGCAUUAUCCUCUAUGCACAACAGUUUGA
This is a messenger RNA of Neocloeon triangulifer, 2318 nucleotides long. RefSeq lists its product as uncharacterized. NCBI's taxonomy places the organism in Eukaryota, Metazoa, Arthropoda, Insecta, Ephemeroptera, Baetidae. Bases 18 to 2318 code for a protein of 766 amino acids. Gene Ontology annotation, molecular function: odorant binding. The record is from RefSeq and is a predicted model, not a curated record. The transcript is spliced from 24 exons.